Messenger RNA from Hyaloscypha bicolor E, 1279 nucleotides. Its product is annotated as AAA-domain-containing protein. NCBI's taxonomy places the organism in Eukaryota, Fungi, Ascomycota, Leotiomycetes, Helotiales, Hyaloscyphaceae. The record is from RefSeq and is a predicted model, not a curated record. Gene Ontology annotation, molecular function: ATP binding; ATP hydrolysis activity. Gene Ontology annotation, biological process: vacuole organization; endosomal transport. The transcript is spliced from 3 exons. The coding region runs from base 168 to 1250 and encodes 360 amino acids.
ACGGAAUGUCUGAGUGACGGGAUAGAAUCGCAAAAGAGCCCGCACUGGUGCUCGCUGGAGACAAAUCGGGACCCGAUUUUCUGUUCUAUCCUCCUGUCUUGCAUUUGCCUAUAAAUCUCAAUAUCCACAGCCUUUAUUCUCACAGAGCUCAACAUACGACCUUCAUCAUGCAGCUCUUUAUCGCUUUGAAGACGGGCACCGACCCCGAGCCUCUGGACGACGAAGUCGCUCAAGAGAAUCAGAAAGAGGAUAAAUACAGCCGCGAAUCUCUCGACAAACAACUCAACGAGUCUCUCGACAAGACUGUCCUUACUAACAAGCCAAAUGUUGCAUGGGAUGAUGUUGCUGGUUUAGCUGAGGCAAAAAUGGAGCUUCAGAUAGCCGCUGAGAUGCCGAAAAAAUUCCCACAAUUGUUCAGAGGAAAACGAGAACCCCAGAGAUUUAUUCUUUUAUACGGACCACCCGGUACUGGAAAAGGUCAACUGAUCAAAGCGCUUGCUUCUGGGGUCAAUUCGACAUUGUUCACUAUCAGCAGCAGCGACGUUCAAUCCAAGUGGGUCGGAGAGAGUGAAAGACUUGUGAGACUUGUCUUCGAACGUGCUCGAAAGGAGAAGCCGUCAAUGAUAUUUAUCGAUGAAAUCGAAGCACUAUGCGGUAUUCGCGAUUCCAACUCGUCAUCAGAACAUGACAACCGAGUGAAAACCGAAUUUCUCGUGCAGAUGGAUGGUGUAAGCCAGGACAACAAUGGAAUCCUUUUUAUAGCAGCAACAAAUCUACCAUGGAUCUUAGAUCCGGCUAUUAUUCGCAGAUUCCGGAAGAGGAUUUAUAUUCCUUUACCAGACGAAGAGGCACGCAAGAGGUUAUUUGAAAUACAUGUUGGAGAGACAUGCUGCGAUGUCUCAACGGAGGAUUACGCAGAGUUUGCUAGGAGAACUGAAGGAUUCUCGGGCAGCGAUAUUAGCAACGUAGUGCAGGAAGCGCUGAUGGAGCCCAUGAAAAAGAUAUUUAAAGCUGAGUACUUUUGUUAUGUACUCUCUCACGGAAAGAGGGGACUCGCCCCAUGUCAGCUUGGCCAACAAGGGGCAGCGGCUCUGAACUGGCGUGACAUACCCUCGUACCAACUUCUAGAGCCUGCAGUAGCUAAGGAAGAUUUCUACAAUGCUCUCGCAAAAGCAAAACCCACUGUCAAUAAAGAAUUACUCCAAGACCAUUGUCGAUGGACAGAAAAAUACGGCAAAGACGGCGCGUAAUCAAUCGUGGAUACCAUGGCGUAAUGACG